AUGGCCGCUAAUUCUUUUACACCACCGUCAUCCUCAGACUACUAUGCAGUGGACACCGACCAGCGCGUGAUGCACGAGCCCGAGUCUCUGGACAUGACAUCACUUCAGCCCAAGAAAAUCCCGGUCGAACAUAUCUCGCCGCUCUGGGACCUCGGCCUAGUUCACAACGACAGAAAGACCGGCAACAUUAUGUUCACAUAUAGCGAUGGUGGACGCUUCGUCAUUAUCGACUUUGACUCAUAUGUUCGCAGGGGCGGUGCACUCCCGAUAAAGCAGGGCCACAUGCCCCCAAGCGCGAGUUUUUCAAAUUUUGAAAAUGAUGACUUCGCAUUUCAAAAGAUGGUGAAGGAACUAGAUCUUGCCGAGCCGAAGGAUGAGGCCCAAAAGGAUGAAUAG
Molecule: messenger RNA, 396 nt
Organism: Cordyceps fumosorosea ARSEF 2679
Lineage: Eukaryota; Fungi; Ascomycota; Sordariomycetes; Hypocreales; Cordycipitaceae
Exons: 2
Coding region: 1-396 (131 amino acids)
Source: RefSeq, a predicted model, not a curated record